Molecule: messenger RNA, 1163 nt
Organism: Colletotrichum navitas
Lineage: Eukaryota; Fungi; Ascomycota; Sordariomycetes; Glomerellales; Glomerellaceae
Product: methyltransferase domain-containing protein
Exons: 1
Coding region: 190-1002 (270 amino acids)
Source: RefSeq, a predicted model, not a curated record
GUAAGCUGGACUUCUCCUGUAGAUGUUUGCAACUUCAAGUUGGUUUCGCACCCUUGAAGCGAACGGUCCAAGACUCUUGGGGUGGAAAGUUUGAAUUUUUUUUUUGUCAAAUCCACUGCCUGACUUCAAUAAGCCACGUAAACCUGAAAACGAGGUCGCCGGACAUCUCGUAACUAUCCCCUUUUCAUCAUGCCUUCAGCCCGCGACGCCGCGUCCGAGGUCCCGGACAUGAACCUCUAUAAACUGAGUCGAGUUCACAGCACACUUGAAGGUUUGAAAAACAAGCCAGAAUGGACAGCGGAUGACACAAAAUCUUUUGACUGCAUGCACUACCUGGGCGAUGCAGCAAUUGAUAACGCUGCCAAAGAGCUGGGACUCAAAGCCGGCGAGAGGGUCCUCGAUAUCGGGUCCGGCUUCGGUGGAACAGGCAGAUAUCUUUAUCGACAUUACGGUGUUGCAACUACCGGGAUUGAAUUGCAAAAGGACAUUCACGAGAUUGCGCAAACUAUCAACAAGAGAUCCGGAGCCGGUGACAGGGCAAUAUCAUUCAACGGCAACUUCCUUGAGCUUGACCCCAGCCUCAUGGGUGCACCAGUAAACCAUAUCGUCUCUUUCCUCUGCGUCCUGCACAUUCCAGAGCGAGUGGUCCUUUUCAAGAAAGCUUACGAUGUCCUGGAGCCGGGCGGGAAGUUAUACAUUGAAGAUUUCUUUGCGCGGGCGCCUCUCGAUCGCAACAAUCUUGAGACUCUCAGAGGUUCGGUCUCAUGUCCCUAUUUGCCGGACAAGAGCCACUAUAUGCAAGAGCUUGAGGCAGCCGGCUUUGAGAUUACCAACUGGGUGGACAUGUCAACCACCUGGACCGAGUUUGUUCAUCGUCGUGCUGGAGAAUACAAAAAGGAUCCUUCUCUAGAUGCUGAUCUGACAGCAUUCUACGAUGCUGUAGAUGCAGUCUUUGCAGGAGGCCAGGUCGGCGGAGCUAGGGUCACCUGUCAAAAGAAAUGAGUGUACAUUGAGUCAUGUUUUUCAAUCAAGCUAUUGCUUUUAGAGGAUUAUGGGCCCAGGGUCUACUCUAGUAGGAUAACUUCAUUGUUCAUAGAUGUUAUCUAACGACGGUGUUUCAUGCCAAAAGCUAAAGUUAAAAGCUACCACAAGUUUAAUACUGC